AUGGACUAUCUGAUCAAUCUGAGCCCACCAGCCCGCUGUCUGAUAGAUGGGGAUAUCAACAUACAGCAUGAUGCCUUUGAACCAGAGGCAGUGAAUCUGCACCGAGGCGGGGAGCUUGUUCAAUGGGCCAGUGAACAUGGGAUGGACUUUGUGAGAGAGAUAGAUGUUCCAACUCAUGCAGCAGAUCAUAUGAUUGAUCUCAUCUUCUUCAAUGUGAUCUUUACUUCCACUACACUCAAACAAUCAGUAAGCCAGCUCAACAAAGAUGAACCACAGCCCUCUGAUGAACAACAGACUGCCGAAGAGCGCACUGAGAGCUCACCACUCAUCAGACAAAGGCCGCGAAGCAUCAGUUCAAGAACACACAGCUAUACAACUGCUGCCUCCGGCUCUGCCACUUCCCAUGACAUAGUCAGCCCACAGUAUGAAGAGGUGUUGCUCAGACAAUCUGCAAUGAAUCUGAUAGCUGCUUUCACUCAUGAAGUGGAGGCAGCCUUCACACAAAACAAGGAAGUGUCCAUGAUCACAAUGAAUGUGCAGAGUGCCUUUGAUGCUGUGCUGUGCAGGCAGCUGCUUCAGUGA
This is a messenger RNA of Histoplasma mississippiense, 582 nucleotides long. RefSeq lists its product with no specific name. The record is from RefSeq and is a predicted model, not a curated record. Lineage: Eukaryota; Fungi; Ascomycota; Eurotiomycetes; Onygenales; Ajellomycetaceae. The transcript is spliced from 4 exons. Gene Ontology annotation, molecular function: catalytic activity. The coding region runs from base 1 to 582 and encodes 193 amino acids.